AUGCCUGAUGGAGAGCUCAGUGCGUCGACGGUGGAGAAUGUCCGCGUGGUGGUUCGAGUGCGGCCCAUGGACCAGCGCGAGAAGCUGGAGGGCGCAUACAGCUGUGUCUCCGUUGAUAGUGUCAACAACACCAUAGCUGUUGCCAGGAACAAUGUGAACCCGCCCGAGCCGGCCCGCGUGUACGCUUAUGAUGCCACCUUUGACUCUAAUACUAGUCAGAUGGACAUAUACAUCCAGACCGCGUCCCCGAUCGUGGAGCAAGUGCUGAAAGGCUACAACGGCACGAUCUUCGCGUACGGACAGACCGGCACCGGCAAGACGUACACCAUGGCCGGUAGUAAUGCAGCUCCGGAGCUGAAGGGGAUCAUUCCGAACUCCUUCGCGCACAUCUUCAGCCAUAUCGCGCACGCUAAGGACGAUGAGAAGUUCUUGGUGUGCGUGACAUACCUGGAGAUCUACAACGAGGAGGUGCGCGACCUGCUCGGCACCAACCCGCACCAGUCCUUAGACGUCAAGGAGAGACCAGACAUAGGCGUCUUCGUCAAGGAUCUCACGGGCUACGUGGUCCACAACGCGGACGAACUAGAAAAGAUAAUGACAGUCGGCGACAAGAACCGCCACAUCGGCGCGACCGCGAUGAACAUAGCGUCGUCUCGCUCGCACGCCAUUUUCUCUAUCACUGUCGAGAGCAGCAAGAAAGCUGAGGGGAAGGCGAGUGUGAAGAUGGGCAAGCUGCACUUGGUUGACUUGGCGGGCUCCGAACGGCAAAGCAAGACGCAAGCGUCCGGCACCCGCCUCAAAGAAGCCACCAAGAUCAACCAGUCCCUCUCAGUACUAGGCAACGUGAUCUCGGCGCUAGUGGACGGCAAGUCCACGCACAUCCCCUACCGGAACAGCAAGCUCACCCGCCUGCUGCAGGACUCGCUCGGCGGCAACUCCAAGACCGUUAUGAUAGCAACAAUAGGCCCAGCGGACUCCAACUACGUAGAAACCAUCAGCACCCUGCGCUACGCCAACCGAGCCAAGAACAUAGAGAACAAGACCCACGUCAACAGCGAGCCGGGAGACGCGCUGCUCACCAGGUUCCAACAGGAGAUUGAUCAACUCAAGAAGCAGCUUGAAGAAAGCGCUAACGAAGUGGUAGAAGAAGAAGAGGAGGAGUGUUCGUCGGACAUGUCGGACGCGCUGUCGGACGACGCGCUCGCGGACGACGACGCGGACGCGGACCCGGAGGCGCGCCGGCGGAACCGGAGGCUCAGGCGGGAGGAGAAGGAGAAACAGAACCGUGAGAAGGCGCAUCAAGCUCGGAAAGUGCUCGAAGAGAAGAAAGCUGAAUUACAGAAAACUAAGAAGCAGCAAGAAGAGCUCAAGGACAAGCUGCAACGCCUCGAGUCCAAAGUGCUGGUCGGCGGAGAGAACCUUCUGGACAAGGCGGAGAGCCAGCGCGCACUGCUGGAGCAGGCGAGCCGCGAGCUGGAGCGACGCAGGCUCAUUGAGCAGAAACUGUCAGAGGACCUUAUCAAGAAAGAGGCUGAAAGACUGGACCUGGAGGAGCGCUACUCCAGCCUGCAGGAGGAGAACGCGGCCAAGACCAGGAAGCUGAAGCGAGCCGUGCAGCUGCUCAACUCCGCCAAGGCGGAGCUGGCGGACCAGCAACGCGAGCAGCAGCGCGAGAUGGAGGGCAUCCUGGACAGCGUGCGCGCGCUCAAGCGGGAGAUCCAGCUGGCGGACCUGGUGCUGGAUGAGUACAUACCUAAGGACUACCAGGCACUAAUAGACCAGUACGUGCACUGGAACGAGCAGCUCGGCGAGUGGCAAGUCAAGUGCGUCGCGUACACCGGCAACAACAUGAACCUGGCGCAGGACCACGCCGCCCGCCACCAGCGCCACAAGCACAUGGAACCCCCAGACCUGUCGGACCGCUACCUGUCCUACUCUGCGGCGCCGACGCGCGCGCCCAGCCGCCUGGCGCCGCCCACCGCCGUGCCGCGUCCGCACACCGCCUACACACGGGCUAAUUAAUUACAUCACCUUAGGCCGUGGCUCCAGUGGGCAGACUGUU
Molecule: messenger RNA, 2062 nt
Organism: Plutella xylostella (diamondback moth)
Lineage: Eukaryota; Metazoa; Arthropoda; Insecta; Lepidoptera; Plutellidae
Gene: Klp64D
Product: kinesin-like protein 64D
Biological process (GO): microtubule-based movement; mitotic cell cycle
Cellular component (GO): microtubule
Molecular function (GO): ATP binding; microtubule binding; microtubule motor activity
Source: RefSeq, a predicted model, not a curated record